Molecule: messenger RNA, 5558 nt
Organism: Betta splendens (Siamese fighting fish)
Lineage: Eukaryota; Metazoa; Chordata; Actinopteri; Anabantiformes; Osphronemidae
Gene: slc24a4b
Product: solute carrier family 24 member 4b
Exons: 16
Coding region: 790-2646 (618 amino acids)
Biological process (GO): calcium ion transmembrane transport; intracellular calcium ion homeostasis
Cellular component (GO): membrane
Molecular function (GO): calcium, potassium:sodium antiporter activity; calcium channel activity
Source: RefSeq, a predicted model, not a curated record
UGGGUAGCGCGGCAGGACUUAGCGCGAGCCAGAGCCCGCCGCACGCGCGAUCUCACGGCCGCACGCGAACGGCACCAAAGCCCGGCGCAGAGCGGGGCGAUCGACGCGCGGCGGUUCCGGGGGCGUCGAGGUGCGCGGCCGACGGCCAGGAGGCGACGAUGGGGGGUUCUGAAGCAGCUGAUUGGGAAAGUUAAAAAAGAAGAAGAAGAAGAAGAAGCCCGGUUUCGCCGGAGAGCACGAAGGGCGCGUGGUCCGCUCUCGUCAGCGCCGCCGCGCCGCACUGAGCAGGAAUGCGCGUGAGGGGGAGGCGCCCGAGAGGAGCGCGGCCAGCGGCACGACGGCUGCCCGAAUUUAACAAUUAACCUUGAUGAACGCGGAUUGGUUUCACGUAGCCGACACAGGUGCGCGGAGCUCCAGCGGCUCCUCGUUGGCGGCCGGACACUGACGCAGCGAGCGCCGGAAACGCCGCCGCUGCCCCGCAUUUAUUCGUUCGCGCAGGACAGGAUGCACGUUGCGCCGAGAGCCCGUCCGACGCGCGUGUUCGUGCACAGUCCGACUUCGCGGCCCGCGCUGCUGUGAUUCGCAUCCCCGUCUCGGCGUUUGACCGCCGUGUCAUUGCCCCGCGUCGCCGGUUCCAGCGGAGAACCCGUCCGCUCCACUCUCCGUCCGGGCGGCGUGAAAUGAGGACCUCAGCCCGGCGCGGCUCAGUGUGACGAGGCGAGCGAGGCGGCGGGGUUCUUCGGCUCUCAAGGACGCACGGGAAGUGGCAGCCGGCGCGAGCUGCGCAGCAUGGAGCGGGACGACACCGACACCGGCACCGACGCCGGCGCCGCGAGCGCGUCCAAAAAGACGAUAAUGGCCAAAAUAUUCAAAGUUCGCAAGAGGAGGGAGAUGCUUUUCGUGCAGGUGUGCUUCAUCUGCAGUGUCCUCUUCGUGGCGUGGACCAUGUCGGCGCUGUUGACCAGCACAGGCCAUGGGAUGGUGGUGGAGGGACGUCCAGACCUCGAGCACUGGGGGAGGCGGCUAAUGGCUUCAGAACCCGACAACGAGACGGAGGCGAAGAACUGCUCGGCACCAGCCAUUCACGAGUUCCCGGACGACCUUUUCACCAACAACGAGCGAAAGACGGGAGCCAUUCUCCUGCACAUUUUGGCGGCUCUCUACAUGUUCCUGGCCCUCGCCAUCACAUGCGACGAGUACUUUGUGACGGCGCUGGAGAAGAUCUGCGAGAAACUGGACCUGAGCGAAGACGUCGCCGGGGCCACGUUCAUGGCGGCUGGCAGCUCCGCACCGGAGCUUUUUGCAUCCGUCAUCGGUGUCUUCAUCACCCACGGCGACGUGGGGGUGGGAACCAUCGUCGGCUCAGCGGUCUUCAACAUCCUGUGCAUCAUCGGUGUGUGUGGGAUCUUCGCUGGACAGGUGGUGAUGCUGACCUGGUGGGCCGUGUUCAGGGACUCCUUCUACUACAUCCUGUCCGUCGUGGCGUUGAUUGCGUUCAUCUACGACGACAAGAUCGUGUGGUGGGAGAGCUUGGUGCUGGUGGUCAUGUACGCGGGGUACAUCCUCGUCAUGAAGUUCAACUCCAGCAUGCAGAAGUUUUUCAUGGGGAAGUCGGCCAACGUGGCCAACGGUAACGCUGCGGCCAGCAGCGAGAUGGAGGACGGUAAUGCUAAUUAUGACUAUGUUUGGGAUGACGACCCGUCAUCGCCUUUGCUCUCUGCAGUGAAGCCCAGCAAAGCUUACAGCCGCGGCUCGGUGGUGAUGGUGGACGAGAUCAUGAACGCCAGCCCCUCCAAGUUCCGCUUCCCAGAGGCCGGCCUCCGCGUCAUGGUCACCAGGAACUUUGGACCCAAGACGCGCCUGCGCAUGGCCAGUCGCCUCAUCAUCACAGAGCGUCAGAAGUUGGUCCAAGCUGCCAACGGUGUGGAGACGCAGGUGAUUGACGGGAAGGUGGAAAUCGAGAACGGAAACGUGCCCGAGGACAAGCCGUCGGAGGCCGAGCAGAACGACACCAUCUCCCCGUUCCACAUUCCAAGAGGCAUUGGCAGCAAGUUGAAGUGGCUGCUGUCGUGGCCGCUGCUCCUGCUCCUGUAUUUAACCGUCCCAAACUGUGCCAAGCCUCGCUGGGAGAGGUUCUUCAUGCUGUCCUUCAUUCUGUCCACGGUGUGGAUUGCAGUCUUCUCCUACUUCAUGGUCUGGAUGGUGACGAUAAUUGGCUACACUCUGGGAAUCCCUGAUGUCAUUAUGGGCAUCACGUUCCUGGCGGCCGGCACCAGCGUCCCCGACUGCAUAGCCAGCCUCAUCGUGGCCCGGCAAGGUCUGGGGGACAUGGCCGUGUCCAACACGAUUGGCAGCAACGUGUUUGACAUCCUGGUGGGUCUGGGGGUCCCGUGGGCGCUACAGACCACGUGCGUCAGCUACGGCUCGGAGGUGGUGAUCAACAGCCGGGGGCUGGUGUACUCGGUGGUGCUGCUGCUGGGGUCCGUGGCCCUCACGGUUCUGGGGAUCCACCUGAACAAGUGGAGGCUGGACGUGAAGCUGGGCAUCUACGUGCUGGUCCUGUACGCCGUCUUCCUCUGCUUCUCCAUCAUGAUCGAGUACAACGUCUUCACCUUCGUCAACCUGCCCAUGUGCAUGGAGGAGUAGAGCACAGCCGCACGCACCGAUACCAGAACCUCAGCACUUGCACAGCAGCCCAAAUGUUCCUCCCAUUAACACUGGACCUAGCCGCAGAAUCAUUCUUCUCCUCCCUCGACCUCUUCUACACGUGAUCCCUUAAGUUCCAAGUAUGACUGGAAAGGCCGCGCACUGUAAGAGGUGGACUCGGCCCCGUCGGGUCAGUCCACGGUGCCGGUCCUCGAUGCACACGGUUCCGGGCGUCGCCUGUCACUGCAGUAACGAUGUUUCGCUCCUCUGUUGCGCCUCAGAACCCUCCACCCAUCUAGCAUGCCUUCGUAGAUGUUGGGGGAGCUCCAGAAUCAUAAGUGCCCCUGUUGAUUGUUGGUGUGUGUGUUUUCAGUGGUCACUCGUAGAUUUCCACACAUUUUCAAAGCUUUUCCACGACCCAAAUCAGAGGAGGGAGACGUCCUGCCGUUAACUCCUAAAAUUAAUUCCUAGGGGAUUUACCGAGUCGCCCCCACCUCCCCCCCGUUUGACCCAAAGCGCGCCGGCCUCGUCCUUGGCAGCGCCUCCUCCAGCCUGGACCCGACUCCCCUGGCACGGCUUUUGGCACCGCUCGCCCGCGCACAGCUCCCCCCGCGCCUCAUCCGCUUGCACAAGUCCCCUUGGUUUUCCUUAGAAGAAUUGCAGUCCAGAUCAGCCGACUGUGAAGGUGUUAUGCAACACUGCACAAACUAAACUUUAUGUAAAGUUUUUUUUUUUUUUUUUUUUUUUUCUAAACCAAGGAUUUGUCUUGUAUGAAACAUGUUGCAGACUCUAGGACUGCCUGUUUUCUCACCGGAACAAAUUGCACAUGGAAGCGCUUUUUUUUUUUUUUUUUUUUUUUUUUUUUCUCUAGUUUUGUGCUGCGAGGAGAUUUGACCACGCGGAGGUUUCUUUCAGCUGUUGGUGGCAUUUGUCUCUGUGCACAACUGAAAAGACAAAACUGGACCCAGAUCUUUGGGACGCAUCUAUUUUUUUUUUUCAGCUGUAGCAUGGAGAUAUAUUUAAAAAAAAAAAAAAACAAAAAAAGGAAAAAAAGUUGAACACCAACCAGAUCUCAACAGUGACUGUCUGCUAUAACGCCCUUUGGCCAGUAGGGGGUGCUGCAGCCCUUCUACUCAGGGCAAGGGUGCCAACCACAACUGUGUGUUAUCAGGGAAAUUUGGAAAUUUACAGCUCCAGGAGGAGGCGACGGUGAUGGUGUCUUGAUUUUUGAGUUACAUGUAGAUACUGCACUUUAACGGCCGUCCUCUCAUUCUCAAUCAACUAGUGCUUCCUUUGUGUGUGUGUGCGCGUGUAUUUUCUGUGUGUGCGUGAGGACGUUUGUGUACGUGCCCCGUCCGGGCCCACCUUGCUCCACAUGUCUCUCACUGGGCUGACGACUCCCAAAAAAAACAGGCUUGAACCUCUUGUGACACCGUGAGCACACCCGCCUCAGUGUGCAGUGCAUGCUGGGACGUUAAACACGGCUCCUCCUUUAGCGCAGGGCGAUUUAAACAACAACAAAAUUGAAUAAUUAAGGCUGGGGGCUUCUGGGCGUCUCCGUGGAAACUGCCCGAGUCAUUUUACAGAAAUCGGCAGCUACGAGCUACACUGCGAUCCACAUGUUUUGACACCAAGCAAAAAGGCCUGUGGGGGGCGGGGGUCCAGCACCGAGGUGCUGAGACUGGACUUUGGAGUGUGUGGGGAGCGGAACGCGUUGAAAUUCUCCCUCUGCCGUUGUUGGCGGGAGGCACUUGUAUAUGCAAUAUCACUGUAAAGAGUUGAUGUAACGGUGGGCCCCUGCAAGAACGCCAUAUACAGACAGGGGGUCCUGUGGAGAUGGUGGUGUUGGUUUGUCUAGUAUUACUGUGUGAGCUCACAGGUGUGUGUGUGUGUGUGUGUGUGUGUGUGGCAGCUGACGAACUGAUCAGCUGCACAGAUGUUGCAGAUGUUGCAGCUUUGUGGGACGUCGGACGCACACCUAGCUUAGCCGCUCGCUGCCGCCUCCCCUCCCGGCCGCUCCUGCACAAGGGCAUUAAGUCUCCACCAACCCUGACGGGCGGGGGGGACGCGGACCGGGACGGACGGACGGACCCUCCACAGCUCAGACUCCUCCUGAUCCUGGAGCCCGCAGACUUUUGGACCUACUUUGAGCUGCUCGGCCAGAGUUCAGAACUGUUUACUGGCUGGAUGUGAGCCCGCUGGGUCAGACUCGACCACACUCCCGCCGUGUCCUUUCCACCCAGCUUCCUCCUCUGCCCCUGCAGGGGGUCUUCUGUACAUACAGGACUCGUUGUUUUUUAUUUGUUUUUUUUCUUGGAAGGCACGUUUGUACCGUAUCGGAGUCGCUGGUGUGGUCGUGUCCUGGACUUUGGGUUUGAGUGGCGGAACCACAACAGGGGAAGACGACGACUUGCUUUUCCCUUCGCGGCGUCUGACUUGCGUCUUUGUUACUAAGUGACUUUUUUUUUUCUUUUUUAGAAGGAGGUGAAAAAUUAAAAUAGCUUUCGGGCGACGAACCUGGUGCAGCUCUGCAUACGUCCAGACUGAAUGGAAACCAUGUACAAACUAAACGCACACGCGAUAGAACGCAAGCGAGGGCCGGUAUGUAUUUCUUGAUCGAAUGCGACCUGAUGCACUGUGAGCUCAAUGUGAUGUGACAGUCGUUCGUCCAGAAUAAUAGAUGAUUAAAAAAAUAUAUUUAAUGUAAAGUUAGUUACUAUCAAACAUUACUGAGGACAUCUGUAUAACUUAUGAAUGUAUUGUCUUGCUAUACUGGACAUAUCCAACCAAUGCAUUUUACUGUAAAGCAAUAAUGUGAAGAACAAAAAAUAAAAUGGCAAAAUAAUUCCUGUACAUUUGUCUAACUUCUUGGAUUGUGAAAUACAUAUUAAAUGAAGCCAUUUGUACAUGUA